CUGCUGACAGAGCAUGGGAGGCCAAAAAAAGCCCGGGGCCAAAGCCAACAGUGGAAGCUCAAGGAAGCGAGGGGAGCAAGCAGGAUCUCCGCCGAAAUGGCCUCCAAACUCAUGGAUCUGGUGUAUUGGAGGAACAUGAGGUGGACCGGCAUGGUAUUUACGGGGCUGGUGAUGGGCCUGGCCAGCCUCUUCCAGCUGAGUGCCAUCACUGUGCUCUCCCACGUCUGUCUGGGUAUCAUGAGCGUCACCGCCACGCUCCGUCUUUACUAUAAACUGCUGGAAGUGCUGCGCUGGAACCCUGGGGUGCACCCCUUUCAGUCAUACCUGGACUACGACAGCUCGCUGACUGAUAAGGAGACGGUGAUGCUGGUUGAAGAGGUGGUGCUGCUGAUUGCGUUUGCCGUUACAGAGAUUAAACGCCUCCUCUUCAUCGAGAACAUGAUCGACUCUAUUAAGUUUGUGUUGCUGCUCUAUCUGCUGACGUACGUGGGCAUCGCCACCAAUGGGCUGACACUGAUUAUAGCUGCUGUGAUUGCGGUUUUCUCCCUUCCUCUGUUCUAUAAAAAACAGCAGGUACGGAUAAGGAAGCUGGUCAGAGCGCUCAGAGCAUUUGUGAAGAAAAUCAAAAAUCUGUUUAACAGCCUGUAUCAGAUGGUGAGACCCUCUUCCGCCCCUGCCUCCAAACCUGUACCCCCAGCUUCUCCGGCCGUCAAACAGAAAUCCAAGUCAAAGUAACUGUUUGGUUGCGCUCUGCAGGAAUUUGGGAUUCAGAAAAUGUUGGAAGGGUUCAUCCCUCUGUGGGGCCGCCCGGUGGGGGCAGCUCAUUUCCAUCUCUCCUCCAUGAUUGUUUACGGGAGCAAGAUUUAAUUGAUGCCGACAGCAGAAACAAAGCUGCCAUUCACAGAGAGAAAGGGAGGGCCUGAGGAUGAAGUGGGAAAUGUUAUUUACUGGGAUGCUCUCUGUCGGCAGCUUUAUUGUUACCGGUUCACGCGGUCAUUUUCUAGACGCGAUGAGAACAUAUACCUUUCUAUACAUCUAUAUCUUUCUAUUCAAACUUUUUUUUUGAUGCUAGUUUCACGAUGAACUGCAGUUCUUCAUUACAAAACAGCUAAUUAUUGCUGCUUCUUUGUUUACAGCCUUUAAUGCUUGCUGAGUAGAAUAAAAAUUAUUAUUACCAUGUAAUGGUCUUCAACCACUAGAAGUUUAUAGAACCUUGGCAAGGCUUGGAAAAUAAACAAAGCAUUACGCUCUGCUCGGUGAGCAAAUGGUAUUUAAAUCAGGCUCAAAUAAGUAAGAGUGGUUUAUUUUAAGGGCUAAUGUAAGACGGGGGUUCUCAGGUGAAUAAACAACUAAAUCUGAGUUUUCAGAUUUAUUCAUUUUGUGGAUAAAAGUCAACUUUCCCCCUGUUGCUUACUGGUGGGGUCAACAUGUAGUUCGUUUUCUGACCACCAGGAGGCAGCGCUGAAAAGAUGAAAAAUUUAGUUACCUCCAAUGCCAACAUGUCGUGUCAGUUUUAAAGGUGCUCCUUUGUCUUUUUAUGGUUCAAUCCACAUAGAUAGAUAAAAAUGAAGCUGAAAAACAAAACAAACACAAACAAAACAAAAAAAACAGUAAGCUUUCCUUAAUGCUACGCUGAGUUGCUUUAACCGAUUCCUCUACUGAGAUGCACCGAAAGCAAACAAAUUAGAAAAGGAAAGAGAGCAGCGAACUAAAGCUUGGUAUAGAAGUUUGACAUUUUAUCUUUAUCCUAUAUAAAUCCUUUAUUUAGAGAUUUCGGUCAUUGCAGUGUCUUUAUCUUUUGCUCCUCCACCAUUCGUGGUUGUCUUUAACUCUAAUUUACUGGAAAAUUAUGUGAGUAACAAAACACAAAAAAUAAAAAAACUGUCCCUGCUUACCUAGUAUGACGUCUCAGUUGAAACACCAGACAAAAAUUGUCUAGAUAGAUAAAAAACGGUGAGUUGACUCAUUAAAUGACAACAGGUGGGUGGCAGGCGGCCAGACACAUCUAUUUAGACAAUCCAUUACGUUUUGCUCGAGUGCAACAUUAUUUCAGUCAUAUUUAUCUUUAAUGGGAUUUUUUUUUUUUUUUUUUGUCAAUAACCGAGAUAAACCUUCCAGGGUUAUAUAUUUUUUUUUAUUGCUGAGACUUUAUAAACCUAAACUGCUGCUCCAGUUAAGCGGACUGAUACUUUCUGACCUCUUCCAUCUGUAUGUGUAGAUGCAUACCAUGCUUAGAUCCUAAAAAAAACAUGAGAUUAACCAACAACAAUUAGUGCAGAAUUGGGAAGUUGAAGGAAAACUAUACAUGGUUUUAUAGGAGACCAAAGUUUAAUGCAAAACGCGAGCCCAUCUCAUGGUCGACAAAUGUUGGCGGCAGCAUCAUGAUGUGGGAAUCCUUUUCUUUAGCAGGGACUGGAGCUAAAAACAAGGUAAUCCUGGGUGAAAACCUGUCAGAGGCUGCAACAUUUUUUAACAUACGAUAUAAAACACUAAAGCUUGUGAGCUGAAUGUUUUUGACUGUAUAAAGGGCAAAACUACAGUGCUUUAGCAGUGUAUUUGGAGGCUUUUUCUUUAUUGAGACGGCUCAUCUAUAAAGAGCCGGAGAACUGCGUGGGGGUUUCGGUGCAUUCUCCUCGCCAGCAGGCUGCUUUGAGCAUGCCAAGGUCAACGUAAAAACAAAGCUGCAGUCAAACUUUUGAGUCUUAAUUAGUUUAAAUUACACACAGUGUGCAUUACAUCCACGUACAUUAACAUGUUUACUCUGUCACUCUGUCUUGUGAUGUUUUGGAUCCAGAUCCAAAGACGGAUUUACUUCCGUUGUGUUUUCACUCGUCUCGUUUGUCAUCAGUGCUUUAAACUCAAAUUCCAAACUGUACAUGCUCUGUACUUUUGGUGAAAAUAGAAAGUCCUGAAAGUUUGUUAAUGUGAAACUGGUCUAAGGGAUUAUCGAUUCUAAUAAAUGUACAAUCACAAUAAAACUUAAUCACGGUUUUAAAACGAUCCAGCAGCCUAAAGCACCUGUAUCACCGCCGAUGUGACUUUAUUGGUUUUCUAUUGGUACUUACAAUUUUUAUUACUGCCUGAUAAAAAAAAGGUUAUUUGCUACAAAGGUGUCUUGAAAACUCCAAUGUUUAGCCAACGUGAAGAACACAGGUAGCUGAAGCUCAGCUUUUUUGCAGCGACUUAACCAAGACAUCGUCUGUGUUUAUGCCUGUGAUGAGAAAAGAUUUGCUCCUCAACCUAAGCAUCGAUGAAGCAUCGAUUACUGAUGGCAAAAAGCAGUCAAGCAUCACCUUUUAUUUGGGAUAUAUUUAGCUCCAGUUGAAGCUGUAAUGGCACAUUCAACCACUAGGUGGCAACCUUGGAAAGGAGCUGCUGAGCCAGAGCUGUGAGUAAUCUAAGCUAAUACAGGAUUCAUGGCAAACACUUUCUGCAUGAUUUCAGCAGGGCAACAUCUAGCUCAACAUUGCCAUAUGUCCUUUUUAAAAUGGUCCCAGCAUUUAAUAAUAAAAACAAACACCCU
Messenger RNA from Fundulus heteroclitus (mummichog), 3523 nucleotides. RefSeq names its product reticulon 2b (gene rtn2b). Lineage: Eukaryota; Metazoa; Chordata; Actinopteri; Cyprinodontiformes; Fundulidae. The transcript has 7 exons. Bases 97 to 735 code for a protein of 212 amino acids. The record is from RefSeq and is a predicted model, not a curated record.